AUGGGUUCUCUCCGGGAACAAAGAAGCAACAACCGACAGAGACCUUGGCACUCUUCCGAUGAUGACAAUGCUAACCUCACACAAGCAAAGAGAGGGAAAUCAUUCACUUGUGGUCUUUGUGCAAAGAGCUUUAUCACAAGGAAGCAGCUCGGGAGACACCAAUGCUUCCACAAUAAGAAAAGAUGCUUCUCUUGUGAUGACUGUGGAAAGUCUUUUACUACAAAGAGUAACUUGACGAGGCAUAAGCUUAUCCACACUGGGGUUAAACCAUUCAGCUGUGACCAGUGUGGAAAGUCUUUUACUUCGCAAAGCGUCUUAAAAUCACACCAACUCAUCCAUGCAGGAAUUAAACCAUUCAUCUGUGAUGAGUGUGGAAAGUGUUUUACUCACCAAAAGAACUUAAAAUCACAUCAACUUAUCCAUGCUGGAGUUAAACCAUUCAUCUGUGGUGAAUGUGGAAAGGCUUUUACUGAAAAGAGUAACUUGACGAGGCAUAAGCUCAUCCACACUGGGGUUAAACCAUUCAGCUGUGACCAGUGUGGAAAGUCUUUUACUUUGCAAAGUGUCUUAAAAUCACACCAACUUAUUCAUGCUGGAGUUAAACCAUUCAUCUGUGAUGAGUGUGGAAAGUGUUUUACUCGGCAAAGUGACUUAAAAUCACACCAAAUCAUCCAUGCUGGAGUUAAACCAUUCAUCUGUGGUGAAUGUGGAAAGGCUUUCACUGAAAAGAGUCAUUUGACAAGGCAUAAUCUCAUCCACACUGGGGUUAAACCAUUCAUCUGUGGGGAGUGCAGGAAGUCUUAUACUUCGCCAAGUGCCUUAAAAUCACACCAACUUAUCCAUGCAGGAAUUAAACCAUUCAUCUGUGAUGAGUGUGGAAAGUGUUUUACUCACCAAAGGAACUUAAAAUCACACCAACUCAUCCAUGUAGGAAUUAAACCAUUCAUCUGUGGGGAGUGUGGAAAGUGUUUUACUCACCAAAGUGCCUUAAAAUCACACCAACUCAUCCAUGUAGGAAUUAAACCAUUCAUGUGUGGUAACUGUGGGAAGUCUUUUACUCUGAAGGGUAACUUGAAACAACAUCAGCUCAUCCACAGUAAAGCAAAACCUUAA
Messenger RNA from Neolamprologus brichardi, 1113 nucleotides. NCBI's taxonomy places the organism in Eukaryota, Metazoa, Chordata, Actinopteri, Cichliformes, Cichlidae. The record is from RefSeq and is a predicted model, not a curated record.